AUGGCAGCUCUGCGGCUGCUCUUCAUUCUUCUCUUCCUCCUGGUGGAACUGCAGGGAGAAGAGGAGGACAGAGUGCAAAGACGCAACCAGAGGGACAUCAGCAGUCAGCCUCGUAUGCUGUCCGAAAAUGGUCACCUGGUGUUCCAACCGGCAAUGGACAAAGAUAUCCGCUUCCAGACCACAGGAUCAGGCAGAGUUAAAGUGGGGGUUGAAGACCUCACGUUGCUCCUAGAUCAGAUCAAAACCAACAAAGAGCAAAUUGAUGACAUAAAGACUCAUGGAGGAGUUCCUUCUAAUAUCACCACCGCACUCAGACGGCUCGAAGGCAAAGUGGCAGAAUUUGAGACAAAAGUGUCUGAACUUGAAACGGUGGUUGAGAGGAAGUCUUGUAGCAGUAAUCCCUGUCAGAAUGGAGCAAAAUGUCUGAACCUGCUGGACUCUUAUCACUGUGUCUGUCCCAAUAACUGGUCUGGGGACAACUGUGCCACAGAUGUAAAUGAGUGUCAGAUAUAUUCAGGGACGUCUCAGGGUUGUCAGAAUGGAGCGACUUGCAUCAACACUCCUGGAUCCUUCACUUGUACCUGUUCUCCAGAGUGGUCUGGCUCCCUGUGCACUGUGCGUUAUGACGACUGCAAGAUCCCAGGGCAGGACCUCUGUGUGCACGGCAUGUGCAUUGAUGCAGAUCGGAUCAUCGCUGGACAGCCAAAGUACCAGUGUAUUUGUGAGCAUGGUUGGGAGGCUCCUGCUGGAAACCCGGCCUGUAUAGCUGACGUUAAUGAGUGUAACCUGCCCAACAAGCCUUGUUCCACCAAUCCUGCCGUCCCUUGCUUCAACACCAUGGGUUCUUUCUACUGUGGAUCAUGUCCUGCAGGUUGGCAGGGUAAUGGCUACAGUUGUCAGGAUGUGGAUGAAUGUUCAACCAACAAUGGCGGCUGCUCCACCGCUCCCAUGGUGCAAUGCCUUAAUACCAUGGGCUCCUUCCACUGUGGGCCGUGUCCUCCAGGUUACGAGGGAAAUGGGAGAACAUGCACCCAGGCCAACAUCUGUGCAACCAACAACGGAGGCUGUUACCCACUGGCUACCUGCUCCUCCAGCCCUGGCUCCACUAUCCCUGUAUGUACCUGUCCUCCAGGCUUUGUAGGCAAUGGCUAUGGACCUGGUGGCUGUACGCAGACCAGCAACAUCUGUCAGUCCAGCAACCCCUGUGUCAAUGGACAGUGUGUGGCCACCAGCUCAGCCCCCGGCUACAUCUGCAACUGUAACCCUGGUUGGGAAGGGGUCACUUGUAAUCAGAACAUCAAUGAAUGCUCCAGCAACCCCUGUCAGAACGGAGGAACCUGCACUGACCUCAUCAAUGGAUUCUCCUGCACCUGCACCGCCCAGUGGACCGGCCUGUUCUGCCAGACUGCACAGCAAGCGUGUGGAGGCCAACUGACUGGACCUGCUGGUUCCUUCAGUUACCCCAACACCCCAGGCCAUGAUAGCUACCCCCACCAGGUCAGCUGUGCCUGGGUGGUCCGUACUGAUCCAGACAAGAUCGUGCGCAUUACCUUCCCUUACUUCAGUCUGGAGAGCAGCACCAACUGCAACUUCGACUUUCUCCAGAUUCACGAUGGUGACAGUGCCUCUGCCCACAUGAUUGGAAAAUACUGUGGCCAAAGCAACCCUCCGGAGCUCUUCAGCUCCCACAAUUCCCUGUACUUCUGGUUCCACUCUGACAGCUCCAUCAGUUCUGGUGGCUUCACUGUUUCAUGGCAGUCUCAAGAUCCAGUGUGCGGAGGUGAACUCAAUGAAACGUAUGGCAGCAUCAACUCCCCUGGUUACCCUGGCAACUACCCACCAAGCCGGGACUGCUACUGGACAGUGACAGUGCCGCCUGGCCUGCUCAUUACCUUUGCAUUUGGCACCCUGAGCCUGGAACAGCAUCCCAACUGCAACUUCGACUUCCUAGAGAUUCGUGACGGUCUCCUGCCUGAAGACCCAGUUCUUGGGAAGUACUGCAGCACUGGAUCCCCACCCCCACUGCGGACCACCGGCCCAGCUGCCUGGAUCCACUUCCACUCUGACUUCACCAUCACUGACCGAGGCUUCCACAUCACAUACACAACAUCACCAUCUGACCCUGGCUGUGGUGGCACCUACACCGACAGUGAGGGCAUCAUCAUCUCCCCCAACUGGCCCAACAAUUACGCCCACAAUCGCCAGUGUAUCUACGUGAUCCGGCUGCCAGCGAGCGAGGUGGUAUCCCUCAACUUCACCGAUAUGUCCCUGGAGUCCCACAGCAGCUGUUCCUUUGACUAUGUGGAGGUUCGCGAUGGCAAUACAGAGACUGAUCCUCUGAUCGGGAAAUACUGUGGAAACACCCUCCCAGCUCCCAUCCUCUCCACCUCUAACACCCUCUGGAUCCGCUUCAAAUCUGACAGCUCCGUCAGCCGGGCUGGCUUCAGGGCCGUCUACACUGUUGGCUGUGGAGGCACUUUCUCUGGGACCGGUCAGAUCCGCUCGCCCUACCACCCCAACGCCUACCCCCACAACAAGCAGUGUGAGUGGGUCAUCAACCAGCCGCAGGGCUAUGUGGUCACCCUCGACUUCCUGACGUUUGACAUCGAGGGAGGAUCAUGUCGCUACGACUUUGUUGAGGUCAGGGACGGCUCCAUGUCCAGCUCUCCCCUGCUAGGGACGUUCUGUGGCUCUCAGAUGCCAGCCAGGCUGCAGUCAACCCAGAGAUCCAUGUACAUCCGGUUCAAGACCGACUCCUCUGUCAGCAACUACGGCUUCACUGCGGCCUAUGACUCUGCCGUGGAGGGCUGUGGUGACGUACUGACCGCUCCAUCAGGCACCUUCUCCAGCCCCGGCCACCCCAACAGCUACCCCCACGGUGCCAACUGUACCUGGUACAUUCAGGCUGCCGCCGGCAGUCUGAUCCAGCUCUCCUUUGACACCUUCAACCUGGAGUACCACAUCAACUGUAACUAUGACUACGUGGAGGUCUAUGACAAUGGCACUGUGCAGACCGGGACCAAGAUCGGCAGGUAUUGUGGGCGUACAGUGCCUCCAUCCAUCACCAGCACCGACAAUCUGCUGACCCUGCUCUUUGUGUCUGACUCCAGUCUGGCCACGGAGGGAUUCUCUGCCAGAUAUGUCUCCAUGAAUGCCACCACAGACUGUGGUGAGACCUUCAAUUCCCUGACAGGGUCCUUCAGUUCUCCUAACUACCCCAGCUACUACCCCACCAACAGAGAGUGUGUUUACAAGAUCAUCGUUCCAGUCAACAGGCAGAUCAUGCUCAACUUCACCGACUUUGAUCUGGAGGGCUCCCCUCCCAGCUGCAACUAUGACUACGUGGAGAUCAGGGAUGGUGGCUAUGAAACAUCUCCCUUGAUUGGCCGGUUCUGUUCCAAUCAGAGGCCUCCGGUCCGGGUAUCCCAUAGCAACCGACUUUGGAUCAAGUUCCGGUCUGACGGCUCCGUCACACGCCGUGGCUUCAGCACCAUGUGGGAUGGGACACAGACAGGCUGUGGCGGGAUACUGUCCACCCCAUCCGGAUCAUUCUCCUCCCCCAACUACCCCCUGGACUACCACGCCAACGCUGAGUGUUACUGGAACAUCAGGACCAACGCGGGCAACCAGCUCCUCCUCUCGUUCUCUGAGUUCCAACUGGAGGCCAGCUCUACCUGUGCUUACGACUACCUGACUGUGUAUGAUGGGAACAGCACCAGUGCUCCACAGUUGGCCAGGCUGUGUGGCAACCAGAUACCUGACACCAUCAACUCCUCCAGCAGUCAACUCUAUGUUAAACUACGCACCGACAGCAGUAUCAGCAGCGGAGGCUUCCUUGCAUCCUACACUACCAAGUGCCAAGGCGUGCUGAUCUCAGGCCAGCGCAGAGGGGUGCUUGAGUCUCUGAACUUCCCUGGUAGCUAUCCACCCAACGCUCUGUGCAGCUGGACUAUUCAGGCACACAGUGGAAACGUCAUCAACUACACCUUCACCGCCUUCCAGCUGGAGUCCGGCUACAGCAGCUGCUCCUUUGACUAUGUCAAGCUCUAUAAUGGCCCUAAUGAGCAGGCUCCUCUGAUUGGUACAUUCUGCGGGACAACACCCCCUCCAGCCAAUGGCACCACAAGCUCCUCACUCACCGUGGUGUUCAGGUCAGACUCAUCCGUGGCCAGGUCUGGCUUCCAGAUGAUGUGGUACCAGAGUGGCUGUGGUGGGGAUCUGUCUGGUCCCAGUGGUUCCUUCAGCAGCCCAGGUUACCCUAACAGGUAUCCUGACAACACUGAGUGUGUCUGGUUCAUCACCACGACAGCUGGUAGUAGCAUCACUCUGACUAUCCGCGAGUUUGAUGUGGAGCACCACCCUGACUGCAACUAUGAUGUGCUGGAGGUGUUUGGAGGCCCUGACCUUUCAGCUCCUAGGCUGGCCCGGCUCUGCACCACCACCCCCAACCCCAUGCAAGUCUCUAGCACUGGCAACAUGCUCACUGUACGCUUCAAGUCUGAUGCCUAUGUCAGUGGUCGUGGGUUCAACGCAAGCUGGACUGAAGCCCAAGGAGGCUGUGGAGGCCCAGUCACAGCUCCAUCAGGGGAGAUCCAUUCCCCCUUGUACCCAAAUAACUAUCCCCACAAUGUCGACUGUUCCUGGGUCAUCACUGUGAGUCCCAACCACCGUGUCUUCCUCAACUUCACUGACCUGGAGAUCGAGUAUUAUAGCACCUGCAUGUGGGACUAUGUGGCUAUCUACGAUGGUCCCACAAUGUCGUCUCCUCUGCUGGGUCGUGUCUGUGGUACCAGUCGUCCUGCCUUCACCUCCACUCAGAACACAAUCUACGUUCGCUUCCGGUCUGACUCCAGUCAAAAUCACCGUGGCUUCAGUGCUCGCUUCUCUGAGGCUUGUGGCGCCACCAUCAUAACAGAUGAUGUUGGCGGGACCCUUUCAUCACCACGGUACCCGGCUGCCUACCCACCCAAUCAGAACUGCAGCUGGAUAAUCAGAGCACAAGAGCCUUUCAACCAUGUGACCUUGUCCUUCACUGAUUUUGACUUGGAGAUGGUCAACUCUAACUGUUCCCACGAUGCUGUAGAGGUCCUGGAUGGAGACAACUACCAGGCCCCUUCUAUAGGUCGCUACUGUGGCACUCAGAUCCCUCACCCAGUGACAUCCUUCAGCAGCGCCCUGGUGGUCAACUUUGUCUCGGACGUCUCUGUCUCCAGAAAAGGCUUCCUGGCCUCCUACUCUGCUUCGACCUCCAGUUGCGGAGGGGACCUGGUGAUGGAGUCUGGUGCCUUCAACAGUCCCAACUACCCAGAUGCCUAUCCUCCAAAUGUGGAGUGUGUCUGGACCAUCAGAAGCUCACCAGGGAAUCGCCUUCAGCUCUCCUUCAUCACAUUCCAGCUGGAGGGAGGUUCAGGCUGCAAUCACGACUUUCUAGAGCUCAGAGAGGGAAACUCUACCGGCCCUCUAGUUGGUCGCUUCUGUGGAAGUUCCCUGCCCUCUAACUACACCUCUGUGAUUGGUCACAUCCUCUGGAUUAAGUUCCGAUCUGACUUGUCUAUCAGUGGAGCCGGCUUCAGGGCCACGUUCUCACACUUGUACGGUAAUGACAUAACUGGGGAGUCUGGCCAGAUAGCAUCUCCGCUGUACCCCAGGACCUACCCCAACAAUGCUUACUACCAAUGGACCAUCACCGUGGACGGAAACAGCUACGUCCAAAUCCGCUUCCUGGACAUGGACAUUGAGGACCUGUAUAACUGCAACUAUGACCAUCUGAAGAUAUUUGAUGGUCCUAGCAUUCAUGCUUACCCCUUGGGGACGUUCUGUGGCCUGACCCCACCACACCCGCUCCAAAGCACAGGCAGCACUGUUACUUUGCAGUUUGAGUCUGACUCAGUAGUGGGAGGACGAGGAUUCCUACUGGACUGGAUGGCCAUCCAGGACUCUGGUCCACCGCCUACCAUCGCGCCAGGUGCAUGUGGUGGCAUCCUGAUGCCAGGGGACAAUCCAGGCAUCCUCUUCUCUCCCGGCUGGCCUGAUAACUAUGCACCCAACUUGGAAUGCACCUGGUUGAUCCGUUCUCCUGAUUCGACUGUCGAGUUCAAUCUGCUGUUUCUGGACAUGGAGGACUACCCUUCCUGCUACUUUGACAGCCUUGUCAUCAGAGACGGUGCAACCAGUCUAUCUCCACUGCUGGCCACUGUGUGUGGGCGAGAGCUUCCUGGUCCUCUCCACUCUACAGGAGACACCAUGUUCAUCCACUUCUCCUCAGACAGCAGUGUCAGCGGUAGAGGCUUUAAUGCCUCUUACUCCAGAGGUUGUGGUGGCCUGCUACAUGCAGACAGGGGCAUCAUUAGCAGCCCUCGCUACCCCCAGAACUACCCCCCUGGUCUGGAUUGCAGCUGGCAUGUGAUGGUUACACCUGGCUUCCGGGUUUCUGUCAACUUCCAGAGCCCUUUUCAAGUUCAGGGUUUCGGGACUGGAUGCAGCUCAGGAGAUUACGUAGAGCUGAGGAAUGGUCCAGAUGGUUCAUCUCCGUCACUUGGGGGCCGUUUCUGUGGUACCAGUGUCCCCUCCCUCCUCCAGACCAGUGACAACCACCUCUUCGUCCGUUUUGUAUCUGAUGGCUCCAACGAGGCCAAUGGCUUCAAGCUGACCUUCGAGGCCCACAGCCAGGCAUGUGGAGGCUUCAUUGAGCUGACUGAUUAUGACCCUACGGGGUACGUCACGUCACCCAACUACCCCCAGAACUACCCCCAGAAUGUUGACUGCAUCUGGGUCAUCACUGCGCCCAAUGGAGAGGCGAUCCAGAUUGACUUUGAGGACGAAUUCUACAUCGAGCCCUCAUCCAGCUGUUUGUACGACUACCUGGAGCUGCGUGAUGGAUCAUCAUCCAAUGCCGACUCCAUCGCCAAGCUCUGUGGCAACACGCGGCCAUCCACCCAGCAUUCCACGGGCUCCUCCAUGUACCUCAGGUUUCGAACUGACUCCAGUGUCACACACAAAGGCUUCAAGGCCAGAUACUCCAUAGCCACAUGUGGAGGUACCUAUAUUGGUCAGAGUGGAACAAUCAAGAGCCCUGGCUUCCCAGGGGCCAAUUACCCUGACAACUCCAUGUGUGAGUGGUACCUUGAAGGGCCCACAGGACACUACCUCACCCUCACCUACGGGGCGUUCAACCUGCAAAGCUCCUCAGGAUGCAGUGCUGACUACGUGGAGAUCAGAGAGUAUAAUGCCUCAGGGCGUCUGCUGGGCCGACACUGUGGUGGUAGCCUCCCUGGUGCCAUGGACACAGCCGAUAGCUUUGCCUAUGUCAAGUUUGUUAGUGACUCCAGCGUAAAUGCAGCCGGCUUCAGCCUGUCAUUUGAAGCCAGCGUAGAAGCCUGUGGAGGAGAACUGAAUGCACCCUCAGGAACCAUCUCUUCCCCCAACUAUCCAAACCUGUACCCCCACAGCCGGGUGUGUCACUGGGAGGUGGUGGUGGCACCUGGCCGCCGGGUCACCCUCACAAUCAAUGACUUGCGGCUGGAAGGAUCCGGUACUAACUGCGCGUUUGACUAUGUUGAUGUGUUGAAUGGGUUGAGACCCGAUUCCCCUCGACUGCAGCGCUUAUGUGGCACAGUGCCAACAGGCACACAAGUCCGUUCCUCUGGCAACACCAUGACAAUCAUAUUCCGCAGUGACGCUUCCGUUUCCAAUGGCGGCUUCAUGGCUUCCUACUCCUCCUUUGAGCCUGCAGAAUGUGGCGGAAUCCUGAACAACCAAGCAGGCGGGAACUUCACAUCUCCUGGUUACCUGGUGUCCAACUACAGUAACAACCUCAACUGUGAGUGGCUCAUCCAGAACCCACGACACAUCAAUUCCUCCAUUGUGGUGCUAAUUGAGGACCUUCACGUGCAGAACCACCCGACCUGCCAGGCAGACUACCUCCAGCUACGCCUGGGUGACUGGAAUGGGGAACUGUUGGCCAGAUUUUGUGGACAGACUACACCCAGUGUACCUAUUGUGGUCUUUACCCCAGAGCUGUGGGUCCAUUUCCAGACAGAUUACACCCAGGGAGACCUGGGAUUCAAAGCCAAGUACAUGUUCUCUGAGUGUGGAGGUUGGCAGUCAGGAGAAGGAGGGGUGAUAUCCAGUCCAAACUACCCAAACAUCUACCCCAGCCUAAGCCGCUGUGCCUGGUUGAUAGAGGCCCCUGAGGGCCACACCAUUACUCUAACCUUCAGCUACUUCAACCUGGAGUUCCACAGCACAUGUAGCUGGGAUUCUGUCACCAUCUUUAAUGGCGGAUCCCCAGGUUCGCCUGUGAUUGGCCACUACUGCGGAACUACCUCCCCAGGAACCAUCCAAUCAGGAUCCAACAAGCUUGCAGUGGUGUUCCUGGCUGACCACAGUGUGUCCAGAGGGGGCUUUGUGGCCUCCUGGUCUGCCGACUCCUCAGGCUGUGGAGGAGUAAUCCAUGCUGACUCAGGAACCAUCAAGUCUCCAAACUAUCCUCAGAACUUCCCAGCCAAUGUGGAAUGUUCCUGGCGGAUCAUCGCCCAUGAGGGCAACCACCUGGAGAUGAGCUUCAGCAGCGACUUCCAGAUCCCAGACAGCACAGGGACUUGCCAGGACAGCUAUGUUAAGGUAUGGUCAGGUCACACCCAGGCUAAUGAAGCUCUGCUGGCGACAGGGUGUGGAUCGGCAGCCCCAGGCCCCGUUAUCGCUCCAUUCAACAUCAUCACCACGCGGUUCCAGGCUACCGGAGCCACCGGCAGGGGCUUCUCCGCAUCCUUCAGCACCAGGUGUGGCGCUAACUUCACUGCUACCGCUGGUCGCGUCGUUUCUCCAAAUUACCCAGCUGACUACCCUGAUCGCUCCAACUGCAUCUACACCAUAAACGCUGGAGAACGCACCAUUGUCAUCCUCACCUUCAAGACCUUCCAGAUAGAAGCCCAUUCCACUUGUCUGUUUGAUGGGCUGAAGAUCUACAGAGGAUUGGCCCCUAGCGGCUCUCCUGUGGCCACGUUGUGUGGUACCAGCAUCCCCGGGCCCUUCUCCACCUUUGGCCCCAUGACACUGAACUUCUACUCUGACUCUGUCAUCACUGACAUCGGCUUUAUGGCCGAGUACCGAGCAAUACCAUGCGGUGGUUUCUUCAACAGCACAGCAGGUACAGUUAGCAGUCCAGCGCUCUCUAUAACCAACUACCACCACAACGUCAACUGUACCUACCACAUCAUGGUCCAGCCAAACAGAGUGAUCGACCUCAAGUUCAACACCUUCCACCUGGAGGCAUCCUCUUCCUGUCAUUAUGACUACGUGGCAGUGUAUGAUGGGCAGGACACUUUGGCACCAUUGCUUGGGAAGUUCUGUGGGACAGUGCUCCCACCCAACCUUCGCUCCACCACCAAUCAGCUGUUCAUUGUCUUUAAGACGGACGCCUCUGUGAAUGGGAUUGGCUGGAGGGCCACCUAUAGUGAGACACUGGGUCCGGCACAGGGCUGUGGGGGCUACAUGUCCAUGCCCAUGGGCAUGUUUGGCUCUCCAGACCCCAACCUGGAUGGGCGCUAUGAGCCCAGGAUGGACUGCCUGUGGACUAUUGAGAUGCCGGUCAACAAGGCUAUCAACCUGACCUUCACCACCUUUGAACUGGAGAACUCCUACUCAUGCCAUUAUGACUAUGUCAAGAUCUAUGAUGGUGACAACAUGAACUUCCCCCUGGUCGGGACGUUCUGUGGAAGCUUCCUCCCUGCUCCCUUCGUAUCAGCAGGGAACUUCCUGACUGUUCAGUUUGUCACUGACAGCUCGGUACAGACACGAGGGUUCAACGCCACCUACAGGGCAGUAGACUUGCUGUGCGGCGGCACUCUGAAUGCCACCACCACCGUCCAGACCGUGACCUCCCCAUUCUUCCCCAAUGCAUACCCACCUUACACCACCUGCCGCUGGAUCCUGGACGCUCCACCACAGGAGACCGUCAAGGUGUCUGUUCAGACCUUCACCCUUCAGCCCAGCCAGAGCUGCUCCACUAACUACCUGGAGAUGAGGGACUGGCCUUUGGGAGACUAUGGACAGUCACAUAAGUUCUGUGCAGCAGAUCACGUACCAGAUUUCUACAGCUACGGCAGAACCAUGCACCUGAACUUCAAAUCUGAUGCCUUCAUGCAAGGAAACGGCUUGAGUCUCACCUAUCAGAUAGCAGGCUGUAGCCGGACCUACGAGCAGGCCUACGGCUACCUGAAGAGUCCUGGCUGGCCUGACAUCUACCCCCACAACAUCGACUGUACCAUCAUCCUGAGGGCACCGCAGAACAGCUUCAUCUCCUUCUUCUUCAACAGCUUCGAUUUAGAGAGCCACAGCAGCUGUGCCUAUGACUACCUGGAGGUUCGUAACGGAAGCACUGCUGACUCUGCCUUGAUUGGUCAGUUCUGCGGCAGCACGCUGCCUAAUCCCAUCUUCCCACAAACCAACCAGCUCUACCUGCGCUUCAAGAGUGACUUCUCCAUGUCCAGAGAUGGCUUUGAGGCCACAUGGACAUCCUCGCCUAAUGGUUGCGGCGGCACUCUGUAUGGAGACCACGGCUCAGUCGCAAGUCCCAACUAUCCAGGAACCUAUCCCAACAACACCCACUGUGAAUGGGGCAUCAGGGCACCCAUGGGGCGUGUGGUAACCGUCACCUUUGCCCAGAUCAGUAUUGACGACCCUGGUGAUUGCCAGAACAACUUCCUGAAGCUGUAUGAUGGCCCAGACUCCUCGUCACCUCCUGUUGGACCCUACUGUGGAGCAGAAACCAACAUUGCUCCGUUCACAGCCUCCUCCCAUCACGUCUACAUCGUUUUCCAGGCCCGGUCUGCCACGCUGCCCUCAGGUUUCAGACUGGUUUGGAGCAGCUGAGAGAAAGUCGUGCGCACAUGGGCACACAGUUGUUUACACAUUCCUCAAUCAUGUCUGUUAAGUUUAACACCUGCUGUGCUUUUUUUCUUGCUGUAAAAAAUAAAUCAAUACUCUUAUAAAAAUGGACCAUGAAAAUAGCCUAGAUUUUU
Myripristis murdjan (pinecone soldierfish) is the source of this 11021-nucleotide messenger RNA. It is a transcript of the gene cubn, whose product is annotated as cubilin (intrinsic factor-cobalamin receptor). The transcript is spliced from 67 exons. Lineage: Eukaryota; Metazoa; Chordata; Actinopteri; Holocentriformes; Holocentridae. Bases 1 to 10872 code for a protein of 3623 amino acids. Gene Ontology annotation, molecular function: calcium ion binding. The record is from RefSeq and is a predicted model, not a curated record.